This is a messenger RNA of Mizuhopecten yessoensis (Yesso scallop), 3025 nucleotides long. RefSeq lists its product as uncharacterized. Gene Ontology annotation, cellular component: cytoplasm. The transcript has 11 exons. The record is from RefSeq and is a predicted model, not a curated record. The coding region runs from base 749 to 2461 and encodes 570 amino acids. Lineage: Eukaryota; Metazoa; Mollusca; Bivalvia; Pectinida; Pectinidae. Gene Ontology annotation, biological process: programmed cell death.
UAAAAAAUGAAUAUCAAUCAUAAAUAUGGAAAAAGUGAUCAGAUAAUGCAUUAAGACUGACUCCAUAUAAUCUAAAAAAUAUAGUAUCACCCCCGGAGUUCCGGAUAUAGAAAAGGCCUGUUGUAUCACAUUUUAAUGAAAAGGGCGUCUAAUAUGGAGCCCCCCACCCCCUCCAAAAUCAAAAGAUCGAGUGUUUUUUAUUCUGUCUUGAAAAUAAGUAUCUGCUACUCUCAUCAAAACACUUUGGAUCUAUAUACUUCCUGGUCUCACUUCCCUUCACUUUCGUUUUGUUGUUUCUCUCUUGGCAUGCGUCUUAAAUGACGUUGACUGUUGCUAGGAAUUUCAAUCCAAUAAUAUGUGAAAAAAAAGUCAGUUGAGAAUUGUGUUUAAACGCGGAUGUUACUUAAAUCUACGUUGUUAUAAUAGAUUACUAAAUAUGGACGCACUAUAAUUCAGCCUGCUAUUCUAUCGUAAAAAACGGGAACUAAUAAAUACGUUUUCACGGAAAGUUUUCUAAAUUCUGUGUAUUUGUGUCAUUUAAUUAAUAAAUAAAAUGUGUGACGUUACAUCACCGAUUAUCCCCAUACACUAAGUAGUAUCCGGUAUCCCGGAUAUCCGUCGAAAAGUAUCUCUCUAUACUCCAGUCGAUUGGCUCAGUGCGUGUACAACGUUUGUUUCUCACUAAGUACAUCUAGGUCUUCUCUCAACACAGACGCGUGCAAAAUAUCACAACUUCACCAAGACAAACAUGUCAACUGAUUCCGUGUUAUUCCGAUUGGCUACCAAAAGGUUUGUCAAAUCGAUUGGUGGACCAAACUUACUUCCGGUGCCUAACGUCACUGCCGGUAAUUUGCUGUCGCCGCUUGGUAUCGUCGUGAAGAGACCAACGAAGAAAUGGUUUCGGCGAACUAAAUAUGAUUACUCAAUCAGACAAACAAAUAUCACCAACUUGCUUGAGGAUAAAUCUGAUUUGGAUGUAGAAAUGUCCGAAAUCCCACAUGUUCUCAACUGUAGAAGUUCUGAUUGCACUACUGUAGAAGCCCGUACCGGAUUAAGUGUCUUGAAAACGUUUUUUGCAAGUUGCAAAAUCAUUAGAUAUAAAUGUCACACCUUUACCUCCGGCAGAACGAAGACAAAAAAUGUAGCGAAAAGGCAUCUAAUGGAAGCCUUAAAGAACAGAAAAAUUGACGUGAAUGAUUUGGAGAUCCGACAGAUAUUACAAGCUUGUCGGGAUUCCGUCCUAUGUGUUGUUGUUAGUGUUAUACGAACGACAGAACGGAUGGAUAUAACAGAGGAAACGAAAACUGAAGUAGGCGGAGAUUUGAAGAUUGACUUGCCCGAUGGUAAAGGGGAACUGUCAUUCGGAAGGGGAAAAAAGAACUUCCCGGAACUUUCCAUAAACCCAACAGUCCUAGCGUACGAUGUGUGCGAGUUAGAGGUUGACAUGACAACAGGGGACAUGACUGUGCUGUUAGACCCUGAAUUACGCGGUGGAUUCAUCAAUUUUUGCAGUACGCUAGAUGUCUGUGAGUUUAUAACGGGAGGACCAUCUGAAAACUACAUGCGUUCCCUAUACGAAACAUUAAAAGAAAUGACGUCUGAAGAAAGGAACAUCGUCAGGGAGGUGGUAAGGACAACAGCUGAUGACGCGGAUAUCAUUUGCCAAAUUCUCUACCAAAGGAACAACUACCAAGACAGCGAUGAAUCAGGACUUGAAAAAGGCCUAAGGGGCCCGUUAUGGAGCAGGAGCAAUUCUUCUUGCUCAUCAACCUCCGAUUCGACUGGUUACGACACUGAUAGAACAUUACAAUCAAAUGAUGACGAAACACUGCCAAUUCAAACACCUCGCCCGGCUAGCUUCUACGAAGAUGACGAUGAUUCAGGCUCAGAUAUGUGUCCUCCGGACUUGUUUGAAAGUAUGAGCAAUUCUUCGUGCUCAACGACUUCGGGUUCGUCUGGUUGCCCCUCCGAGCCCGCAUCACCAACAAAUGAUGACGUCACAUCGCCAAUUAAAACCUCGUCGACUGACGUAUCGAUUGUGUCCCUGACAACAAAACCACUGGCUUUCCGGAGACUGCUGCAACAAGUCCUAGGAUGGGGCAUAAUGGAAAAUGGCACCAUGAUUCAGCCAAAUGACAAAAGUCGUAUGGAUUUGUUUGAGUGUUUCUUCGUGUUACUUAAAAGACUACACCAAGAAAGGACUGACGUCUUCGAAACUAUUUCAUCUUUAUCAUCCGAGACACGAAACGUGUUAUGGGAAGUGUAUCGUCAGAAGUUCGUCCCACGCGAUGAGGACAGGAGUGAAGACAGGAAACGCCAACUGUGUGAGGAAGUCAAGAAGCUUGAGAAGAUUGGAAAUGACAUAGAAGAGUUCACCAAGAUGGAACAACUGGUUGAAUACGUAGAAGAAAGAAGCUACACGAGAUGUGCUAUAUUCUCCAUGCUUCUUGCUUUAUCAUGAGUCGUAAUACUCGUAUUGGGUAAAUGAAAUCUAUCUGGAUUCGCUCCAACAUAGUAGGAAGUGACUAGCGACCCACUUCUGGCACUGUCCUGAUAGGAAUUAAUCUGUGGGAAAGUCGUAUGACAAGUUAUGACUGUGUAUUUUGUUUCCAUCUUUUACCUAUAUUCGUUCUUUGUCGUAUGACAAGACAUGACUUUACUGUUUCUGAACUUUCAGUAAUUAAUUAACUAACUAACGAGACUAGGGUCUGGCUCUACCAUGAUGAGUAUCUAGUACACACUUCUAUUCUGAUUAGAGACUGAAAGGUCGACUUGUUCAAAUUUCAAUUUUUGUUGUUGACAAGACAUGUAACAAACUGCAGAAGAAUACCGAAGUUAAAAAUAUGAACAAAGGAAUGUCUUUCCAGGGAAGAGCAUUGAAGUACAAGAAGUUUAAUCAUUUGCGCCCGGUUUUUCAGUCUAACCAACCUAAAUAUAUCAUAUUUGUCCGUCUGUGAAUACUGCCCAUACACUAAUACAUAAACUUAAAUAAUUCAAAAGAGAAAACACAGAGCAGAUCCACACA